AUGAACGCAACCGUUUCAUCUCAGUCAGAGGCGUUUCUUCAUAGGAAGUUCAUGCAGUUUCCAUUGAUCAAUUCAUCCAGCUUGCAAGCUCAUAAUCAGAAUGAAUUGAUAAUGUUCCAGUUGGACGUGGAAAUGAAAAAAGUGGAACGGCUGAAUGAAGAGUUGAUCAGUGUGAAAUCACGUUACGGUGAUUUGAUCUCACGAUUACGUUCUCUGUGUUCAUCGAUUCAGCUGAACGGUGGUCAGUGUGAAGUGCCAUCAAAAGAUGAGGAUAUGGUCGUGGUUAUUGACGAUUUGAUUCUGAAGGCACUCACAACCGCCAAACGAGAAGCAGACACUCUACGCAUUCAACAACACGCACAAAUAGCAGAACUCACUGACCUACGCAAUGAUAUCGAAAAACUCAGGUUAUUUUUAGUAAUCUCUCAUGCUUAUCUGCAUGUGCAGCAGCAAGGAGGAGCUAGCAAGGUUUUACAGAUUUACGGAUGA
Molecule: messenger RNA, 489 nt
Organism: Anisakis simplex (herring worm)
Lineage: Eukaryota; Metazoa; Nematoda; Chromadorea; Rhabditida; Anisakidae
Source: the annotation of a GenBank genome assembly